This is a messenger RNA of Cynocephalus volans (Philippine flying lemur), 1460 nucleotides long. It is a transcript of the gene SOX4, whose product is annotated as SRY-box transcription factor 4. Gene Ontology annotation, biological process: cell differentiation; positive regulation of transcription by RNA polymerase II; anatomical structure morphogenesis. The record is from RefSeq and is a predicted model, not a curated record. The transcript has a single exon. Bases 69 to 1460 code for a protein of 463 amino acids. Gene Ontology annotation, molecular function: DNA-binding transcription activator activity, RNA polymerase II-specific; RNA polymerase II cis-regulatory region sequence-specific DNA binding. NCBI's taxonomy places the organism in Eukaryota, Metazoa, Chordata, Mammalia, Dermoptera, Cynocephalidae.
GGCCCGGCGAUCUCGCCGCGGCCGCCGCGAGGGUGUGAGCGCGCGUGGGCGCCCGCCGAGCCGGGGCCAUGGUGCAGCAAACCAACAACGCCGAGAACACGGAAGCGCUGCUGGCCGGCGAGAGCUCGGACUCGGGCGCCGGCCUCGAGCUGGGCAUCGCCUCCUCCCCCACGCCCGGCUCCACCGCCUCCACGGGCGGCAAGGCCGACGACCCGAGCUGGUGCAAGACGCCCAGCGGGCACAUCAAGCGGCCCAUGAACGCCUUUAUGGUGUGGUCGCAGAUCGAGCGGCGCAAGAUCAUGGAGCAGUCGCCCGACAUGCACAACGCCGAGAUCUCCAAGCGGCUGGGCAAACGCUGGAAGCUGCUCAAAGACAGCGACAAGAUCCCUUUCAUUCGGGAGGCGGAGCGGCUGCGCCUCAAGCACAUGGCUGACUACCCCGACUACAAGUACCGGCCCAGGAAGAAGGUGAAGUCCGGCAACGCCAACUCCAGCUCCUCGGCCGCCGCUUCCUCCAAGCCGGGGGAGAAGGGAGACAAGGUCGGUGGCAGCGGCGGGGCCGGCCACGGGGGCGGCGGCGGCGGCGGGAGCAGUAACGCGGGGGCAGGAGGCGGCGGCGGCGCCAACUCCAAACCGGCGCAGAAAAAGAGCUGCGGCUCCAAAGUGGCGGGCGGCGCGGGCGGCGGGGUCAGCAAACCGCACGCCAAGCUCAUCCUGGGAGGCGGCGGCGGCGGGAAAGCAGCGGCCGCCGCCGCCUCCUUCGCGGCCGAGCAGACGGGGGCCGCCGCCCUGCUGCCCCUGGGCGCCGCCGCCGCCGACCACCACUCGCUGUACAAGGCGCGGACUCCUAGCGCCUCGGCCUCCGCGGCGACCUCGGCCUCCGGUUCCCUCGCCGGCCCGGGCAAGCACCCGGCCGAGAAGAAGGUGAAGCGCGUCUACCUGUUCGGCAGCCUGGGCGCGUCCUCGUCGCCCGUCGGCGGUGUGGGCGCGGGCGCCGACCCCAGCGACCCCCUGGGCCUGUACGAGGAGGGGGGCGCGGACGGGCCGAGCCUGAGCGGCCGCAGCAGCGCCGCCUCCUCGCCAGCCGCCGGCCGCUCGCCCGCCGACCACCGCGGCUACGCCAGCCUGCGCGCCGCCUCGCCCGCCCCGUCCAGCGCGCCCUCGCACGCGUCCUCCUCGGCCUCGUCUCACUCCUCCUCGUCCUCGUCCUCGGGCUCCUCGUCCUCCGACGACGAGUUCGAAGACGACCUGCUCGACCUGAACCCCAGCUCAAACUUUGAGAGCAUGUCCCUGGGCAGUUUCAGCUCGUCGUCGGCGCUGGACCGGGACCUGGAUUUUAACUUCGAGCCCGGCUCCGGCUCGCACUUCGAGUUCCCGGACUACUGCACGCCCGAGGUGAGCGAGAUGAUCUCGGGAGACUGGCUCGAGUCCAGUAUCUCCAACCUGGUCUUCACCUACUGA